Molecule: messenger RNA, 1529 nt
Organism: Pisolithus orientalis
Lineage: Eukaryota; Fungi; Basidiomycota; Agaricomycetes; Boletales; Pisolithaceae
Product: DEAD-domain-containing protein
Exons: 5
Coding region: 56-1402 (448 amino acids)
Molecular function (GO): RNA helicase activity; nucleic acid binding; ATP binding
Source: RefSeq, a predicted model, not a curated record
CGAUCUUCCAGCACUCUUGCAAAUCACCCCGCCCUUGGCCAGGAAACUCGAAGGAAUGCCAACGCCAGAUGAAGCCUCCACGUCCACGGCACCCCAAAUGUCGUUCAGAGAACUCGGUCUUAUUGAUCCCUUGCUCGAAGCCCUCGAAAAAAUGAAGUUCAAGGCUCCCACCGAAAUACAGUCUCAAGUCCUUCCACAUGCACUUCAAGGCCGAGAUAUCAUCGGCGUCGCCGAAACAGGUUCCGGAAAAACUGCAGCCUUCGCUCUCCCUAUCCUCCAAAAGCUUUGGGAGGAGCCAAAGGGACUUUUCGCGGUCGUGUUAGCACCCACUCGUGAACUUGCUUACCAGAUAUCACAGCAGUUCGACUCGUUAGGUGCUGCAAUGGGUGUGAGAUGUCUAGUCCUCAUCGGCGGUGUGGACAAAAUGCCUCAGGCUGUUGCUCUUGCGAAACGACCCCAUAUCAUAGUCGCCACCCCAGGUCGCCUCAACGAUCAUCUGCAAAGCACCAAAGGUUUCAGCCUUCGAAGCCUCAAAUUCCUGGUCAUGGACGAGGCUGAUCGACUGUUGGACAUGGACUUCGGCCCCGAAAUAGACCAAAUACUCAAAGUGAUCCCGCAAGAGCGUACGACCUAUCUAUUCUCUGCAACGAUGACUACGAAAGUUGCUAAGCUUCAGAGAGCCUCCCUAUCGAACCCUGUACGGGUCGAAGUGUCAUCCAAAUACCAGACUGUUUCGACCCUUUUGCAAUACUAUCUCUUCGUGCCGUUAAUACACAAGGACGUGCAUCUAAUAUACCUUGCUAAUGAGUUGGCAUCUAACUCAAUCAUCCUAUUUACAAGAACUGUGCAUGAUGCCCAGCGAUUGUCUAUCAUGUUGCGCACUCUAGGCUUCCCUGCUGUGCCCUUACAUGGCCAACUGAGCCAGAGCCAGCGGUUGGGUGCGCUGAACAAGUUUAAAACAGGAGGUCGCAAGAUCUUGGUGGCAACGGAUGUUGCCAGUCGGGGUUUAGAUUUACCAUCUGUCGACGUCGUCAUAAAUUUCGACGUUCCAACCCACUCUAAAGAUUAUAUCCACAGGGUUGGACGUACAGCCCGCGCUGGACGUGCUGGAAAGUCAAUAACAAUCGUCACACAAUACGACGUCGAGCUUCUGCAACGCAUAGAAAAGGUCAUUGAAAAGAAACUUGACUUAUGGCCUGUCAGUAAGGAAGAAGUGAUGUUGCUCAAGCAACGCGUCGACGAAGCAGGGCGAAUGGCCAUCAACGAACUUAAGGAGCAGACAAAGGGAGAAGGGAAAAAGCGGAGGCGCGAUGAGGGUCGUUCCAGGGAUGACAAGGAUCGAGAUGACGACGUAGUUGAAGCUGGUGUGCCAGAGGUUAAGAAAUCUAAAAGCCGUCGCUAGAAUUUACUUUCUUACGAUGUCAUCCAAAACGGGAAUCAGUCUAGAAACAUCAAGUCUGAGCGAAGUACGUAUUUUGUUCCCUCCCGAACAAGCGUUCCUUCGUGCAGUAGGCAUUCGCUGCCGUGCC